Molecule: messenger RNA, 557 nt
Organism: Plectropomus leopardus (leopard coralgrouper)
Lineage: Eukaryota; Metazoa; Chordata; Actinopteri; Perciformes; Serranidae
Source: RefSeq, a predicted model, not a curated record
AAAGGGUUAAAUUUACUGCUGUUGCUGCUGACGUCACAUCGGCAGGUUGACGUUUUGUGUCGAAUGUGUUGACACGAAUUUAAAUAAAAACUUAUGCGACAACAAAGCAUUUUUUUAAAUAAGCCAUGAGAUAACUUUUCUCAUUUCCUUCCUUUAAUAAAUUUAUACACUUAAAUACACGUGCUUAAUAUUUCUUAAAUAUAAAACAUUUUGUUUCCCCAGACAAAAUGCGUGGAAUCAGCACGCGCUGGUGUUGGACUACAUUUACUUUCAUCGCCGUGUCAUUGAGAAACAUGGCGGCCUCUUCGGGAGCUGCAGGCGGUGCUGGAUCCGACCUACAGAGUCCGGGUCCGGACAGCCCUCCGCUCCAGUACAGCCUGAUCAUGGAGCACCUGAUCGGGGACAAGAGGCCCAUCAAGGAGCUGAGUCCCGGGGUGAUCGGCGGGCUGCCGGUGCCUCCGAAAAGCGACGAGCAGAAGAUGAUCGAGAGAGCGAUGGAGAGCUGCAGCUUCAAGGCGGCGCUGGCCUGCGUGGGAGGUGAAAUAUUACACAUUUAA